AUGUGCUCCUUCCGCCCAAAUAAACGAACCACGUUUACAUCAGAUUGGUCCAAUCAAUCACAUUUACCAUCUCUUUUCGGCUUCAUUCAAUCGCAGCCCAAUUUCGGUCUUCUGUUCGAUAUCGAUGGUGUUCUCGGACGUGGAGCGACACCGUUUCCCCAAGCUCAGGAAGCAUUCCGUUUGUUGUGUGAUCCGGAUGGGAAAGCAUUGCGUGUCCCAGUCGCGUUUGUGACCAAUGCGUGCGGAGAUGCAGCCGCGAAAGCCAGGAUAAUUUCCAAAUGGUUUAAUGUGCCGAUUGAUCCAGAUCAAGUGAUUCAGGCACCCAGUCCACUGACGGUUUACAAAGAAUAUCACAAGAAACGUGUCCUAUUCAUUGGUCAAGAUAAUACACUAGAGAUUGCUCACAGCCUAGGAUUCACAAAUGCAGUCACCCUGGAGGAUGUCAAAGCUGCAUAUCCGUUGCUCGAUAUGGUCGAUCAUGAAAACCGACGGCGUCUAGUAAGUAUUGAAUACUCCGGUCUGAUCUCUUUUAUUCGUCGAUUGUUCGCCCCGAUAAAUAUCCGUUGUAUGUGUUCUUCCGUGCAUCUUUGUCUCCACACAGUGAUCAUCAUGCUUGGCGAGCCCAGGCGAUGGGAGUCGCAUUUGCAACUUUUGAUUGACCUUCUCAUGACCAACGGCAAACCGGAUCACAUGCCCGCCUCGAUGCCUGACGAGCAUAUUCCACUUGUCGCGUGUAAUAUGGAUUUGGUCUAUAUGGACCAGGCCGUGUUGCCCCGAUUUGGUCACGGUGCUUUCCUCACUUGUCUGCAAGCCCUGUACCGACAAUUUACUGGACACAAAUUGCACUACACCUCCCUGUUGGGCAAACCGAGCGAGAUCACAUUCCGAUUUGCGGAACAUAUGUUGACCGUGAUGUCCCGACGUAUGGGCUAUACCAGGUGCAUUGAUCGAAUGUAUUUCUUCGGAGACAAUCCAGAUGUGGAUAUUCUUGGUUCGAAUCUGUACAACAACUUUAUUCGUCGUUAUCGUCACGUAUCUGGUGGCAGUGGAGAUUAUGUCCAAGAGCAACGUGUCUCUGUAGCGGAUUCUCGCAUGUUCCCCUCAUCGGCUGAACUACUUCCACAGACCGCACGCAGCAUUGAUGCUGUCUUGGUACACACUGGCGUUUACAAGCCGGAUGAAAAGAUCCGACAACGACCUAGCUACUGUCACCGAGAUUUUCAGGGAGCGACCGAUUUGGUUUUGCCUACUUUUGAAGUUCAAGACUGUCUGGAAGGAAUUCAAAUGAUUUUGGCUCAACAUAAUUUCUAUCCAAGUGUAAGGAAAACGGAGAAAUCUUAG
Echinostoma caproni is the source of this 1341-nucleotide messenger RNA. NCBI's taxonomy places the organism in Eukaryota, Metazoa, Platyhelminthes, Trematoda, Plagiorchiida, Echinostomatidae. The record is from the annotation of a GenBank genome assembly.